AUGCUCACCGGCGGCGUCAUCGACUACAAUCGCGAGGGUGUUGUGUUGAGCGCCGAGCAGCGGCAAUUCUACGAGCGAAACGGCUACCUUCUCGUGCGCAACUGUGUGCCCAAAUAUGAGCUCGAUCGAUGUCGCCAACGAUUCCAGGACAUUUGCGAGAAGAAGGUGAAAGCGCCGGAGAACAUGACCGUCAUGAAGGACGUGACGAUCGCCAAAUCGGAGUUCAUGGAAGGCGAGAAGGCGAUCACGAAAAUCCAGGAUUUCGCCGAUGACCCCGUCCUUUUCGAAUAUUGCAAAUAUCCAACGGUCGUCGACAUCGUCAAAGAUCUCAUCGGCCAUCCGAACUCGACGCUCAUGGCGAUGCACACGAUGCUCAUCAACAAGCCGCCAGACAAUGGCAAAUUGACGUCUCGCCAUCCGAUGCAUCAAGACCUCCACUAUUUCCCAUUUCGACCGGCCGACUUCAUUUGUUGCGCGUGGACGGCGAUGGAGAAGAUCACGCGCGCGAAUGGAUGUCUUGUCGUGGUACCGGGAACCCAUAAGGGCGUCCUUUUGGCGCACGAGUACCCGAAAUGGGAAGGCGGCGUCAACAAGGCCUACCACGGCAUUCAGAAUUAUGAUCCGUCGAUGCCGCGUGUGCACGUCGAGAUGGACGCCGGCGACACGGUGUUCUUCCAUCCGAUUCUCAUUCAUGGUUCAGGCGCGAAUCGCACCGAUGGAUUCCGAAAGGCGAUCUCGUGCCAUUACGCCAAUGAUGAUUUGUGCAGAUAUGUCGACAUUCAUGGCACCACACAAGAGGCACUCGGACAGGAGAUCAUCGAAAUCGCUCGUCGACGCUUCAAGAGAUACGGAAUCGAUCCGAAUUCGGUGAAUUUGGACUUUGCCGACAUUUGGCGAGUUCGCGCGCGCGAAGUCACCGGAACCCGUUCGAAUUUGUAA
Molecule: messenger RNA, 939 nt
Organism: Caenorhabditis bovis
Lineage: Eukaryota; Metazoa; Nematoda; Chromadorea; Rhabditida; Rhabditidae
Source: the annotation of a GenBank genome assembly